Messenger RNA from Aspergillus pseudoviridinutans, 2178 nucleotides. Its product is annotated as ankyrin repeat domain-containing protein. The record is from RefSeq and is a predicted model, not a curated record. NCBI's taxonomy places the organism in Eukaryota, Fungi, Ascomycota, Eurotiomycetes, Eurotiales, Aspergillaceae. The transcript has 3 exons. Gene Ontology annotation, molecular function: protein binding. Bases 1 to 2178 code for a protein of 725 amino acids.
AUGGACAACUCUGAAGUCGACCGGCCAUCGCCACCCCAGUCAGUACCCGAUUCCGAAGACGAAUCGCUCGCGGGUCAGCAGUACGGAUCAACAGAGGGUGAGCAAUUGCGGGACAUGGAAGAUUUCAGUUCGCAUCAAUAUGCAACGAAGUCUUUGAGAGAAGCAGUCCUUCAACUAAGUUUUUAUGCGGUCAAAAUGCUACUGGAGAACGAGCAAGUGGAGGUGGACGAGAAGGGCUGGGAUGGCCGAACUGCCCUUUCUCUGGCCAUCGAGAACGGCCUGUAUGACGUCGUGCAACUUUUGCUGGGAAAAGGGGCCGACCCUAAUAUUCGAGAAGAUCAAAACCGCACCCCGUUCUUUUGGGCUGCUACGGGAAGCCGACGUCGCCGAUUUCCGUCCGAUUUCCGUUUUUGUUAUGAUGACAUGAUUAGAUUCCUCCUGCGGGCUGGGGCAGAUCCGAGUUUAACAGAUGACAAAGGGAACACUCCGCUGGCUGAGGCUGUUGUUAUAGGAAAUGAAGAUUUCGUGAAGCUGGUCGUCGAAUCUGGUCCUUUCAAAACUAACACGCAGGGCGACGAGGAGAAAACUCCUCUGAUGCGUGCAGCAACUGGAGGACGGCCAACUUGUAUGAUGUAUCUUUUACAACACCCCGCCCAUAUGGGUAGUUGUGCUUGGUGGGAACGAUUCCUUCAGACCAGGUCACGGCAAAGAAAGCAGGAGCCGGGCCCAUCUCAAUUCCCGAACCAUUUCCUGAAAGAUGCUGGCCUACAAAAACUAAUAAGUCAGCUGGAAAGAAAUUCCGUUUUGAACGAGGUACUUCCGGACGGGCGCACGUUUCUCUCGUGGGCUGUGGAAUUCGGAGACGAAGAAAUUGUUAUAGAACUUCUGCAUUUCACAGCGGACCCCAACGUCCGUGAUAAAACGGAACAUCAGAUGACCCCCUUGAUAAAGGCAUUGAAGAUUGGCAACAUGGACAUGGUCGACCUGCUCAAGGAGAAAGACAAAAUUUCGAUGCAUAUUCUGGUGGACGAAGCCAAUGAUAUGGGUGAAGAGCAAGCCUUGGAGCUCGCACGCAAGCUUCUAGAACAUGGAUACAGCCUUAACAAGUGUGAUUCUAAAGGUCAGAAUCCCGUCCACAUUGCGUGUCAUGAGGGGAGAAAAAGCUUUGUUGAGGAGUUUCUCCACCCAAAUUACCAAAGUCAAAACGCCUCCGUUCAUGAGCGGGAUAAUAGCGGGAAAACGCCGUUGCAGUAUGCAAUCGACAAUGAGGACAUUGUCAAGCUUCUGGUCGGAUACAGGGCAAAGCUCGCUGACAUCCCAACUGAAAGUCUGUUCAAACUCAGAGAACCAAAGCCGCUCUGCGUCCAAUUGACUAGCAAUCGUCAGGCCCCUUAUCAAACUCUUCUUCUGAUCAGUGACUAUGACGAAGCGCGAGAGCUGUGGAGCUUGCAGUCUGGAGAGAUCCAAUUACGUCUCUUCCAAGGUUCGAAAAUACCAGAGUUUCGCAGCCCUGAGAUCAAAGACGAUCCUGUUUUAAGUCGUGGAUAUGGCGAAUAUUGUCGAUUCUUUCAGCCAAAGUGUCCAAGCCAGCGCGGUGAAACUCAGCUAUUCAAGCUAUGCGUAUCUUUGCCUGAGCGAUUUCCAUUGGAGGUGGCCUGGGCCAUUAGGGAAUUGGGGCAUGAACUUGCAUAUGGAUACAUCAGCACGCUUUCGAACUCUGAAGUACCUAAGCAUCAUGGAGAGCUUCUCAGAGGUUUGAUGACUGAGGUUGCCCGGGAAUGGAGGAAGAUGGUAUCGGUCAUGGGGGAUGAAAUCAAUUUUAUUUCCCGGACGGACCUGAUUCUUCCUCAAUUGGCGAAAAAGAGAGUAGACCAGGUCGAACAAGAAGGUAGAAGUCAAACCGUCCUCCAGCGCCUCCAGGCAAAGGCAGGACAACACGCUAGGCUGCAAAGAUGGUUCAAAGGCCACAUUACUGGAUUCACACAUGUGGUGGAUAUCGAUUCAUAUUUGCGAAACGAGCAACAUGGUGAUCAGAAGGGCCCCCUUAGAGAAAUAAUCCAGAAGAUGGAUCAGGAGGUGAGUUCAGGACUUGCGCGCAUCGAGCAAAAUAUUCGCGAGUUAUUACAGAUUGUGAGUGCACCUCGCCAUCUACUCUGGAUCCAUCUGACCGGUGGUUGA